Messenger RNA from Octopus bimaculoides (California two-spot octopus), 2974 nucleotides. Its product is annotated as neuropeptide Y receptor type 6. The record is from RefSeq and is a predicted model, not a curated record. Gene Ontology annotation, cellular component: plasma membrane. Gene Ontology annotation, molecular function: G protein-coupled receptor activity. Gene Ontology annotation, biological process: G protein-coupled receptor signaling pathway. NCBI's taxonomy places the organism in Eukaryota, Metazoa, Mollusca, Cephalopoda, Octopoda, Octopodidae.
UUACAGUUCUGAAAUUAUUGCAUAAUCAGUUUUUCGUACAUUCACACACACGCAUGCACCCACACAUACACACAACAACCACCAUACAUACAUCAUACUUACUAAACUAGAAACUACACACUUGUAUCGGUUAUGAAUGCAACCCAUUUGUUUGAUUAGAUUUUCAACUGAAAUAUGAGUCAAGUGUUUGAAUAAGCCUUCCUACUUAACUUUUCUCUCUUUGGCCAAUACUGAGAUGCUAUAACAUUAAGUUGAAGUUAAGCAAAGCUAGAUAUGACACAAGCUAUUCCACAGGGCUUUGAAACCUCUCUCUGGAAGUCUACCUCAAAUUGUAAUUACAUUUGUCUAAGGACUCAACUGCAACAGAACAAAACAAAUGUCAUCUUCAGAGUACGAGUUUGGAUUACAAGUUACUUACCUACGACUACAUCCCUGAAAUUAUAGCAUCAUCAGUUUUUUUAUACAUACAUACAAAUAUAGGAUUGCUAUCCACUUGUGACCAAGAAAAACCAUUGCUGACCUUUAGGAACAUUGUGCGCUCUAGGACUAACUUAUAUUUUGCAUUUGCAGCUCCGUUGGUGGCUAAUGAGCCCUGCUCUUGACAAGCAUACACAACUGUAAUCACUGCAAACCAAGCUUUCCCCAUUCACUACACUAGCAGUGCACUUUCAAGCAGCACACUUCAAUUCUUCAUGAAGAAUACAUGCUCUCUCAAAGGUGUCAAAUCCCUCCUUAACCUGCUUCCUCCAUCUGUGGCAAUGACAGGCAUUGUUCUCCCAGUCGGUCUCCUGCAUAUCACAAUCCUUUAAUGAGGAACUGACACAGUCUUUAAAUCGCAGCCUUGAUUUCUGCCAGGGUCUCUUUCCACCAUCAAGUUCCCCAUAUACAUAUAUAUAUACAUAUAUACAUAUACAAACGUAGACACACACACACACAUAUACAUAUUAACGUAUAGGCAUUACACUCACUAAACUAGAAACUACACACUGCUUUCAACAUGAAUGCAACCCAUUUGUCUGAUCCCGUUUUGUUUUCAAGAUUGGUUGUUUUCAGCAUCAUACCUGUCUUCCUAAGUGUGGGACUCAUAGGUAACAUAUUUGUGAUAUAUAUUUAUGCACGACAGUCCCAGAAAAGCAAUGUAGACACAUUCAUCCUUGUGCUAGCAGUGAAUGAUCUGAUUGGAUGUAUCUUUGGAAUGCCUCUGGAAAUGGCUGAACUUUACCCUGCAAUACAAUCAGAUGGAUUGUGUAAGUUAUACAAGUUCAUUGUCUUCAUCAAUUCUCUCAUGUCAUCCAUGAUUCUGUUGGUUAUUGCUGUUGAAAGAUACAGGAAAAUAUGUUGUCCCCAUGGCAAACAAAUGACUCUGAAACUACGACGAAUUCUUAUUUUUCUCACAACUGUGAUAUCAGUUGCAUUGGUCCUGCCAGUUCUGUUUCACUUUGACGGUGUUCCCUUCAUCCAUGAAAACAAGAUAUACGUGAUAUGUGGCUGUGACCUUAGAAGGUCAUCUCUCUGGUUUUAUGCUCUGGCAGCAUUAAUUAUUAACAUUAUGCUUUUCUUAAGCAUGACUGUACUUUAUAUUUUGGUUCAGAAGACUAUUGCUCAGCGUAGCAGGAAAAGGCAACGUGGAAAAGCAGCUUCACAAGCAAGAACAAAUCAAUCGCACACAAACAUUGUACUUAUCUUAAUCUCCAUUUUGCUUUUUAUCAGUUUUUCACCAACCCUUAUUUUCUUUGUCAUGUAUCCAUACUUCAAAGAUUCUAACUCGUUGCAGAUAUGCAAGGUAGUUCUAUAUCGUACAUGGAUACUAAAUUCAUCUUUAAAUCCCAUGGUGUAUGGAUUUUGUAACAAAAUAUUCCGCAAAAGUUUUGCAGAUACAUUUACUAGGAGUAAAAGUACCUUUGAAACGGAAGAGAAAUUUUAAAUUUGGUUUACAGCAAACAUUUUAAUAUAGAGGAAUACUUUCAAGUAGCAGACACAUUUUCUUUGCUUACCAUUUCAUAGGAAAUGCACUCUAUUUUUUCUUUUUUAAUUGAAAAUAACUCAACGAUUGAGGUGUUUAAUGAAAUAACUACCUUUUCUGUUUUUAUUUUGAUAUUUAGAGAAUUACAUUUUCUUCCAUAAAAUUGAAAUGUUUUAAUUUAAAUCUGACCAUUUAAAGACCUGCUGUUUGUAUCCUUCACCCAGAGUCAGUCUAAGGUAGGUCAAUUUGUACACCUGAACAGUUUCUUUAUAACAUAUUUACUAUUGUUUUUGUUAUUUUAUAACUUCUAUGGGAACAUAACUGUUUAUCUAAGUUCUACUAACUCUUUGAAUCCCACAAUUUCUGAAUUACAUUUUAAAUCUACAUUUGAAAAAUACAAGAAAGUAAAAAAAAAUUGUUGUUGUUUUCAUCAUCAUCACCAUGUUUACCAUACCAUCAUCAUUAUGAGAAAAUUUAAGUUGUUAAUAUUUUUGAAAUUGUUUCAGAAUUGCUAACACUUAGUAGAUUGGUUUUGAAUUCUUUCCCUGCCAAAUGUAGUGUGCAGGAGAAGCGAAAGCAUUUUUGGCGACAUAUGCUACACACGGGCAGGAUGUCCAUGCCAGGGCCACCGUGAAAGACGCAUGUUCCUAUGUUUGAUCUCUCCAUGUUACAGAUUAGAUCUUGUUUGUAAAUGUUUUGAGUCGAGUAAUUUUAUGUUUUGGAGAUUGCAUCUAAAAGAUGGAUUAACCCUUUCAUUACCAAACCGGCUGAAACCAGUUCUGGCUCUGUAGUACAAAUGUCUUGUUUUCAUAAGUUUUCAAUUAAAAUCUUCCACCAAACCUUAGUCACAACUUAUGUUCCCAAUACUAGCUGAAUGAUAACUAAGUUAUUUUACUAAAUUCUUUGUUAUAUUUAAAAUUAAUUGAGAGAAACGAAGAGCAUCUGAAAAUAAAUACAAUAAACGAAAGGGUUAAAUUGUUGAUGUUUUGUCUUGCUAUGUUUUUUGUUGUU